Messenger RNA from Telopea speciosissima, 2673 nucleotides. RefSeq lists its product as uncharacterized. NCBI's taxonomy places the organism in Eukaryota, Viridiplantae, Streptophyta, Magnoliopsida, Proteales, Proteaceae. The record is from RefSeq and is a predicted model, not a curated record. Bases 24 to 2087 code for a protein of 687 amino acids. The transcript has 13 exons.
UAAACAGCGCUGGAAGAAGGAAAAUGAGUUGCAGCCUCGAACUCUCGCGACUCUGUUCGCUGAUCGAAGGCGCUCUCCGUCCGUACACGGAGAAGGAAUCUAUUGAGUUAACCAAAGAUGAAGAAAAAGACCUUCUUAUUACUCUGUCUAAGAUUUCUGGAGAAAUUCAGCGUUGGGGAGAUGAAAUCGAAUCCGACUCGGAGAAUGAAGCUGUGGCGAAUCAUGUUUUUGAUGUUAAAUGCUUCCCUGAAUUGGACCCACCUUCUGGAGGACAUAGCUGCCUAGUGGAGAUUGUUUCUGUUGUGGCAAUUUUUUUGGAAGUAGGAAGUCAAUAUAUUAAACAUCUGGCAGGAAAUCUUCUUGUGGUCAUCUCCAAAUUUAUUGCUAAAGCUGGAAGCAAAUGGAGUGGAUUUCUUUAUUUGUUAUGUGUUUGCUUAGAUGUGGCUAUCUCGAACAAUCUUUCAUCCUUGACGGUGUCAUCAACAUCUAGGGCCACAGAUUCAGAGUGUAAUGCAUUGAGUUUCAUUUCAAUUUUACAUUCAAGACUAGUAAAUGCGAAUUGGCAUACAGUGGCUGGUCUUUUCAGAGUUUUACGUAAUAUUAUGAAAUAUUUAAAGCAAAACAAUGAUGGCGAUCUUUUAAAAAUAUACAUGGAUUCUAUCUCAAAUGUGUGUUGGGAAUUGUUGAGUGAGAUUCAUGUUGGUCAGACUAAUGAAGUACAGAUAAACUCUACUGGAGUUGCCUUACUGCACAGAAACGUUUGUUCUCCGGAGUCAAGGUUUUUGUUUCUUGGAGGCCUACUUCAACUUUUCUGUUCUCUGGUUGAGCAAAAUGAUUUGGUGGAAUCCAAAGGUGUUCUUGAUAAGAUCGUCUGCCUUGUCCCUAAACUUUUAAAUUUGUGUUUCUACAAGCAAGGGGAUUUUAACAACUCACGCUUUCAUCAAUACAUGAGGCACAAGAUGUUGAUGUUAAUGGUCAGGCUUAGCUUCCAAAUUAAUUGGGAAUGUUCCACCCUUGUUUUGUGGUUGGAAUUGCUUCAUUUCUAUUUUGAAGACCUUAUACUCCUUCCUAUCUCUGCUCGUGAUGCUCUUUUUGAUGAUUGUGUUGAAGGAUCUCCGUUUUUGACAAGUGUUCCCAAUGUAGAUAUCUAUAGAUUAAGCACUCGCCACUUACAAAGACAGGCUAUCUUUCUCUUCCUUAAAUGUUCCUUCCAUUUGGUUUCCCUUGGUCAAGAAACUGAUAAGGAAUGUGCUUGCGUGACUUCAAACUCUUGUUUGACCUGUGAGUCGCAAUCUGACCUUGAGAGUUGCUGUCGAAAGAAGGGUCUGUCAGAACUUUCUGCAUGGCUUAAAACACAUCUGCCUCUGGAAGCAUAUAAAAGCUAUCCAUUGUACUUGGAAAAAUGUAACAUCUUCGCCAUAUCCUUCCUUCAGCUAUUUAUAGAUGAGGAUGAUUUAUUAUUUGAAAUGCUCUUGCAACUGUUGACCUUACCCUUUCCUGCUGAGCAAUUGGGUUGCAGUGAAAGAUACAAGGAUUUUCAGGAGGUGAGCGGAGAUAUCCUCUUUCAUCUUUCAAGCAUUUUUAAUGCGGUACACCUUUUCCAUCUAUUUCUUGCUGAGUUACACUAUGAUCACCAGGUGCUUCUUGAUUACCUUAUUUCGAAAGAUACUGGAGUUAAUUGUGUGCAAUACCUUUUAAGGUGCUUCCGUAUGAUUUUUAAAUCAUGGCAUCUUUUUGUGGAAUUUUCGGUGUGUGAGAGUGAGAUAAGCCAGCCAUCUUGCAAGAAAAGGAAGAUCAUCCUAGACAGCCAAGAUUCUAAUGGGAAAGUGGAUCUUCUACAUGGUGAAACUCCUGUGGCACUUGACAGGGACCGGAGGAGAAAGCAUGAUGUUGCCAGCAAGCCGUAUGAUGAGAUGCCAAAAUCGUUCAAAAAUGCCAAAGACUGUCUUCUAUCCUUGAAAAGAUCUGUGAAAAAUCUUCAUCAGAAGAAUUUGUUUCCAUAUAAUCCAACAGCGCUUCUGAGAAGCUUCAUGAAAUUUGAAGAACUCUGCCAGCAGAAAGAGAAAGAGCAUGUUGUACACUUAUAGAUGUGUGACCUGGUAACUUUUGCCUGCCAAUCAUCUCGAUCACCAUCAAUUUAUUCGCAUGAUUGUACAAAGGGGCAGGCCAAAACUCAGCUCUGCUUGGCUCAUCUAUAGCCUUUGUCGCUCUACAAGUGUUAUGGGGACGAUGUGGACCAGUUUUGGUGUUUGAACGAGGACGGUCCAUAUUCCCUUCAUGUUUGAUUAUUCUUGCUUUGAGUAUUAAAUCAAUACCAAGUAGAAAAUCUAAAUAGCUGCAUAAUGCAGGGAGGCAUUUGAAGAUUAUUGCCGAGCUGUGGUGAAGCUAUUGUUUAAGCUGCUGGAAAUUAUCUCAAUCAGCUUAUGCUUGCCUGCAAAGUGGUUAAAUGGAUUCUUCUAAGAGCAAACCUGUUUUGUUCAGCUUAAUCACUACUCUCCAUCUCCCUCACAUCAUCAUGCUCUUGGUGUUGGCUGACACAAGGACGAUUUCCUCACCGUCCUUGAGCAGGAUGAUGCAGGCAGUCUGAAAAUCUUUUUAGCGCAAGAUGGAUGGUGAGUGGGUGAGGGUGAAGCCCAUCCCUGAUUCUUAUAUCAUCAACGUUGGUGACAUUAU